Molecule: messenger RNA, 3487 nt
Organism: Yamadazyma tenuis ATCC 10573
Lineage: Eukaryota; Fungi; Ascomycota; Pichiomycetes; Serinales; Debaryomycetaceae
Biological process (GO): mitochondrial transcription
Cellular component (GO): mitochondrial DNA-directed RNA polymerase complex
Molecular function (GO): DNA-directed RNA polymerase activity; mitochondrial promoter sequence-specific DNA binding
Source: RefSeq, a predicted model, not a curated record
AUGCUCCUCCGAUUGCAACGCUGCAAUUUCAUACCCCUACGAAACCUAUCGAGACAGACGCCCAAAGUCGCUCGAGUCCUCGAUGACUUCCUCGGAGCCAUAAAUAUCAACAGCUUAUCACGCCAGCGAACCCAUCUUUUGAAGUUGUACGAUGCUCAUCCCCAACCAUCAAUCAAAAUAGCAUGUUUGAACCUUCUACUCCAGAACUACUUGAAACACCCGGCGUUCAUCAACUCCUACGACUUGACACAGAUCGUCACAGAAUUCAACAUUGUCGACCUUCACGAUGAAGAAACCGUCCGUAGUCUCAUCAGCUGCUUGGUGUAUUCCUGGCAAAAUGAGACCUCUUCAAAGGCGAAGAAGCUCUCACUAGCGACAUUUUUGUCCCACACCCUCCGUCAGUUGAACCUACCGUCAGAAGACAUCCACAAGUAUGUCGACAAACAGAUCCUCCCAUACUUGGCCGAGCUUUCGGCGUCUUCAAAGCUCAAUUUGAAGGUUCAGCCUGCUCAAACCUCAAACGAAUUGAGUAUCAACCAUUAUAAGGACCGAGGAAUGCUAGAUCUUGACGGGUUGUGCAAGUACAUUGCUGUGCCAUUCAAGAAUGGUGAGCAGCCCCUCUAUGAGUUCUAUGAUGCGUUGGGCCCAAAAGAAAAGGUUCAAUUCAUGCAAAAGUAUCUUGAGUUCAAUAGAACAAAGCAGGACGCAGUGGAAUUACACUGUUUGUCGUUAGUGAACAAUGUCCGUAAGCUGUUAAUAGGAUUGUCCAUAUUCAGCCGGUCCAAGGCCGAUAUGGUAAACCAGUGGAUGAGUUUUACCGAUGUUGUUGAUAAAAUGCUAUUGGAUGACUACGUUCCGCAGGAUGAAGACGAGGAAGCCAUGUUAAAGUAUAAAAACUACAUCAAACUAUUGCCCACCGAGGUCACUGUCAGUAUGGUUCUCUCAAAGGCAUUGCUGCACACACUGUCAACCAAGGAGAUCCGAUUGUACACGUUGAUUUCAUCAGCUGCUCAAACGUUUACCCGGUUGGUGUACGUUGAGCAUGGUCUUGAGGUACCGGUGCCAAUGUCAGAGCUCGUCAAGCUCUUCAGUAUUAUCGUCAAACUUCUCGUUGGCCACUGCAAAGUGCAGGUCCCUCAAGAAUUUGAAGGCGAAACAAACUGGUUUGGAGGAAACCUCUUUCAUCACCAAAUCAUAAGGUUGCCCAAAUCAAAAUACGGAAAGUUGAGUCUAAACCCUUAUGUUUUCUACGAAAUGAAAGCUUCAGAGCUUCAGAUUGGCUUCGAUCGGUUGUUUCUUCCGAUGCUUGUGCCGCCCAAAAAAUGGGUCAGUCCAGAUGAGGGAGGAUACUUGAACAACAUCAAGUCAAUCAUCAGCAAUUUGAACGAACCUGCCUACCUUCUUUACUUGAAGCGUGCCAACACAUCGGGUCAAUUGGACUUCCUUUAUCGGAACUUGAGUUACAUGGGCUCCGUUCCUUGGUGCUUAGACCAAGAUAUGUUGAAAGUUUUCAAUACUGCCAUGGAGAAGGAAGGUGGCAUUUUAGGCAUUCCUCCCAAGAUUGAUCUCAUCACCAAACUUGACAAAUCUCGCUACUCAAAGUUGAUGUAUGAACGGCAGAAGUCCAAGCGGGUCAAAUAUAACUUGAUCAUGAAAAUAGCCAAUGCUUUCAAAGACAAUAUCAUGUACCUACCGCAUAAUGUUGAUUUCAGAGGCAGAGUGUACCCAAUGGUUUCGGUGCUUAGUUAUCAAGACGAGGAUGUCACCCGUUCGUUGUUGCAGUUCUGGGAUCCUCAUCCUCUUGGUUCCAAUGGUUUAAACUGGUUAAAGUAUCAGUUAGCAGGUCUUUAUGGGAAAGACAAGCUUCCCAUGGAAGAUAGAAUCGAGUUUGUCGAUGCCAAUUACAACUUUGUCUUGAGCUCUGCAAGGGACCCCAUGCAGAACAAGUGGUGGAUGGAAGCUGAUAGUCCCUGGCAAGUAUUGCGGUUAUGUAAGGAGUUUUUGAAGAUUUCCGAGUUUUCUGGAGAUAUCAGCGAGUACAAAAGUAGGGUUCCCAUCCACCAGGACGGUUCUUGCAAUGGAUUACAACACUAUGCUGCACUCUCGCAGGAUCUGGGUGGAGGCAAGGCGGUUAACCUCAUUCCUUCAGAAACCAGGCAGGAUAUCUAUAAUGAAGUAUUGGAAACCAUUUUGACCAAAGUUGAAGAUACCCCAAUAGAUAGUAUUAUUGGCAAGAUAAUCACCCGGAAGGUAAUUAAGCGGCCAAUUAUGACAAAAGUGUAUGGGGUUACCCCCCAUGGGGUGAUUGAGCAACUUCAAGAGGAACUUCUUCUGCACGACCUAUCCAAGAAACUAAACAAGCAGGAACUCGAAUUCUACAACUCCAAUAGAAGGGAAAUUGUCAUACGGAUAGCCCGUAUGAUCGCCCUAUCACUCAGCAACGUAUUCAAGAACUUAAUUGUUGUUGAAGACUGGUUGUACAAGAACACCUAUCGAGUGAUGAACACAAUUAGGCUCGAGGAAGUGAAACACAAACACAUGGAUUUGGUCAAAUUCCAAAACUUUAAGCCAAUGAUGUGGACUUCCAUGUCAGGGUUCCCCAUCAUUCAACUUUACAACAAGAAGUCCACAAAAACUCUUAGUACCAGGUUGCAAACAUUCUCAGUUAGCAAGUUCGAUGAUGAAGGCAAAAUCAACAUAACAAAACAAUUGAAUGCAGUAUCCCCCAACUUUAUCCACUCCCUAGACGCCCUCCACUUGUUACUUACAUGUGCAAAGUGUGAGGAGCAGGGUAUCCCGUUUGUGGCAGUUCAUGACUCGUUCUGGACUUCGACAGAACACACCGACAAACUUGCCAUUAUUCUCAGGCAGCUGUUCAUCGACUUGCACUCUUCGGACGCCCUAAAGUGUCUUUAUGAUGAUAUGACCAAUACUCUCAAAGACUCGUACCAUGUGGUAUGGAUUAGAGAUGAAGACAAUUUGGAAAUGCUUCAUAAAAUCUAUGAGCUCAGGCACCAAAACAAGAAGAUGUUAUCUAAUAACCUUAAUAAAGCCCUCGAGAUGGAGAUUCAGAACCCACAUAUUAUUGAGAUCUAUGAGAAUUUGGUGAACAUUUACAAACCCACACUCUACUUCCGCAAGAACAAUGUGAUGUUGAAGUAUUCAGACAUCUCUCGCCAGAGUGUCGCGUUCAGGCUCAGGGAAUUCACGCCCAUCUUGGUGAAGGCGUCCGUAAUAGAGCCCCCCAAAGGUGGUGACCUAGACAUCAACCAGAUUGUACAUAGUAAGUUCUUCUUUUCCUGAAGACAAAACAUGCAUAAAGUAAAUCUUUUCAAACUGCCAAUUUGGUAGACACAACGGUUGUUUACAAUCUAAACUAGAACCGCUCACUCUUCCUCAUUAAUCAUGCGCUGGAGUUGGUCGAAGAUCUUGUCUCUGUGAAUCGCAAGCUCAUCGUCACUCUCCCCAUCGAAAAACUUCUGUCUGC